AUGGAGAUUGGAAGGAUAGCCUUAAUCAACUACGGAAAGGACUCCGGAACGCUCGUUGUUAUGAUCAUCGACCAAAAUAGGGCUCUUGCUGAUGCUCCGGACAUGGUGAGGAGCCAUAUUAACUUCAAGAGGCUUUCACUCACAGAUAUCAAAAUUGACAUCAAAAGAAUCUCAAAGAAGAAGACCUUGGUAGAGGCUACGGAAGCUGCUGAUGUGAAGACCAAGUGGGAGAACAGUUCAUGGGGAAGGAAGUUGAAGAGAGGGCUUGACAGGUUUAAGCUUAUGUUGGCAAAGAUUAAGAGGGCCGGAGUUGUGAGACAGGAGCUUGCAUAG
This is a messenger RNA of Nicotiana tabacum (common tobacco), 333 nucleotides long. RefSeq names its product large ribosomal subunit protein eL14y-like. Gene Ontology annotation, molecular function: structural constituent of ribosome; RNA binding. NCBI's taxonomy places the organism in Eukaryota, Viridiplantae, Streptophyta, Magnoliopsida, Solanales, Solanaceae. Gene Ontology annotation, cellular component: ribosome; cytosolic large ribosomal subunit. The record is from RefSeq and is a predicted model, not a curated record. Gene Ontology annotation, biological process: ribosomal large subunit biogenesis; translation.